Messenger RNA from Telopea speciosissima, 2112 nucleotides. Its product is annotated as rhamnogalacturonan I rhamnosyltransferase 1. The record is from RefSeq and is a predicted model, not a curated record. Bases 344 to 1933 code for a protein of 529 amino acids. Gene Ontology annotation, cellular component: cytoplasm; chloroplast. NCBI's taxonomy places the organism in Eukaryota, Viridiplantae, Streptophyta, Magnoliopsida, Proteales, Proteaceae. The transcript is spliced from 9 exons.
AUUUCUUUUUCCCUUUCAUUCAUUGAUUCGGGACGAUACUUCAGAGCAGUUAUUGGAGUACAUUUAUUUAUUUUUGUUUCUGCUUCGAUUCUUACGAUUUCUCCUCUCGAUCGUUUCGUCACAGCUUUGGCCUUGGGAUUGCAGAACACAUUAGCUAGGGUUUCUUUCUAGUGGAGUUCUGCGGAAACCUAUGCUGAAUGAUUCGACAUUGAUGUAUUUUGUCCCUAGCUAGAUGUUUUUCUGGAGAUCAUUUCGUUAUGUUUCGUUUGAUUCAGUGGACUCAGUGUUCCGAUUGCUGAGGAGAAAGGUCGGAUGAAGCGGCUGAGUGGGUUGGGCAUUAGAUAUGGAGGUUAGAUCGGAGGCUUUAUCUUUGCGGUGUGAUAAGCUUCCAACCUCCGUGCUUCCCAAGACUCGUUUGCAACUUUGGUUCAUUCGCGUCUGUUCCAGCAUUUUGUUAUGGACUUGCUUUGUUCACCUGGUCCAGGUAUCAAGGUUCACUUACUCACACCGUAAGGAAGGGUCUUCUCCAAUUACCCCUCCAAUAAUGCACCGGCAGCUUUUACCUCCAAGUGAGACCGCUCCACUGCACCUGCAGCUUCUGCCUAUAAGUGAGACUGCUUCAAUUCCCCGGCAGCUGCCUACUCCAACUGAGUCCGCUGCAAUUCCCCGGCGGCUCCCACCUCCAAGAAUCUAUAAAAGCAAUGGUUAUCUUAAAGUGUCUUGCAAUGGAGGCUUGAAUCAAAUGCGUGCUGGGAUCUGUGACAUGGUGACAGUUGCUCGGCUUUUGAACCUCACCUUGGUUGUUCCAGAGCUUGACAAGACUUCUUUCUGGGCAGACCCCAGCAAUUUUGGUGACAUAUUUAAUGUGAAACACUUCAUUAAUUCCUUGAGAGAUGAAGUCCAAAUCAUCAGGAGGAUGCCAAAGAGGCUUAGUAGGAAAACUGCAUAUAAACCUUUAGUGAUGCCACCAGUGAGCUGGUCGAGUGAAAAAUAUUACUUGGAGAAGAUCUUGCCACUUCUAAGCAGGUAUAAAGUGAUUCACUUUAUUAAAACAGAUACACGUCUGGCAAAUAAUGAGCUCCCUAUCAACCUUCAGAUGCUCAGGUGCCGUGUUAAUUUUGAGGCGUUGAAAUUCACUCCUCAGAUUGAGGCCUUGGGGCACAAAUUGGUUCAAAUUCUUCAACAGAGGGGAUCAUUUGUAGCAUUGCAUCUGAGAUAUGAGAUGGACAUGUUAGCUUUCUCAGGUUGUACUCAAGGCUGCACUGAAGAAGAAGCAGAGGAGCUGAAGAGGAUGAGAUAUGCAUAUCCUUGGUGGAAAGAGAAAGAAAUAGUAUCUGCAGAGAGGAGAUCCCUAGGUUUGUGCCCUCUUACACCAGAGGAAGCUGCUUUAGUUUUGCAAGCAUUAGGCUUCCAGAAGGACACUUAUAUUUACAUUGCUUCUGGUGAGAUAUAUGGUAGCAAACGGAGGCUUGCUGCACUAAAAGAUGUUUUUCCUCGGAUUGUGAAAAAGGAGAUGCUAUUAGAUCCAAAGGAUCUGCAACAAUUCCAGAACCACUCUUCUCAAAUGGCAGCCUUGGAUUUUAUGGUUUCAGUUGCUAGUGACAUUUUCAUCCCCACUUAUGAUGGAAACAUGGCGAAACUUGUUGAAGGUCACCGCAGGUACUUUGGGUUUAAGAAGACCAUCCUGUUGGAUCGAAAAAGGCUUGUUGAGCUGCUUGAUUUGCACCAGAAUAGGACACUUUCAUGGAAAGAGUUUGUAAUUGCUGUUAGGUUGGCACAUGAGAAAAGUGUAGGACAACCUGCUCACCGGAGAGUUAUUGUGGACAAGCCAAAGGAGGAAGAUUAUUUCUAUGCUAACCCGCAAGAGUGUCUCUGCAUAAGGACAGAUUGCAUUGGAUUAUUAAGUCCAGUUAACUCAAGUGUUAUCCAAUAAGGUCCGAGUAAAUCUAAGGCUCGGAGGUUGUAAAUUCCAUAAUUCCUCUCCCGCAGAUCGCAAGAUGGGAACUAGGAACCCUGUUUAUGACAUGGCAUCGAUUAAUGCAAGUGUAUUCCCUACUUGAUCAGCCAUGUAAGUUACUGAAAGAAAAGAAAGCUGAUGUUCUUAAAUUUCAC